Lampris incognitus (smalleye Pacific opah) is the source of this 2380-nucleotide messenger RNA. RefSeq names its product solute carrier family 52 member 3 (gene slc52a3-1). The record is from RefSeq and is a predicted model, not a curated record. Gene Ontology annotation, biological process: riboflavin transport. Lineage: Eukaryota; Metazoa; Chordata; Actinopteri; Lampriformes; Lampridae. Gene Ontology annotation, cellular component: plasma membrane. The coding region runs from base 211 to 1548 and encodes 445 amino acids. Gene Ontology annotation, molecular function: riboflavin transmembrane transporter activity. The transcript has 4 exons.
ACGAGUCCGCGCUGGCCAUGCGGUCCUCUGGAUGGGGAUGAAGACCAGAGGGCAGGCCGCGUUUCUGAGGGGGCUGGACUCUGACCUGCCCACCGUGCCUGUGACGUCCCCCAGCCUGUAAACCAGCUGAACCAGGUUGGCCUCAGGACACCCGGAGCCACGGGACGCCAUUUUCCUGCCUGGAUCGCCGUGGACCCAUCAGGCUGCAGCAUGGCUCUGCUCAUCCAUAUGCUGGCCUGUGCAUUUGGCUCAGGCUCUUGGGUGGCGGUGAACGGCCUAUGGGUCGAACUGCCGCUCAUCGUCAACGUGCUGCCCGAGGACUGGAACCUCCCAUCCUACCUGACCGUCAUCAUCCAGCUGGCCAACAUCGGUCCUCUGCUGGUCACGCUCACGCACAAAAUGUUCCCCGGUCGUCUGAAGGAAAGCAUGGUCAUCUAUGCCAUCCUGUCCAUUGGGGUCCUGUCCUGCAUCCUGCUGGCCUUCUUCUGGGACCACACCACGGUGGUGGCGGGGGAGUUGCACAGCACCGCCUUCUUCAUCCUAACAUUCUUCCUCUCCCUGGUCGACUGCACUUCCUCUGUCACCUUCCUGCCUUUCAUGAUGCAGCUCCCACCAAAAUACAUCACCACCUAUUUCCUCGGCGAAGGGCUGAGUGGGCUCGUCCCCAGCCUGGUGGCCCUGGUGCAGGGCGUUGGCAUAGCCAAGUGUGUGAACACCACUCACAAUAACAGUGAUGCUGUCAAUUCAUGGUCCCUACAGACCCAAUAUCUUCCUCCCAACUUCUCCACUGAGGUGUUUUUCUUCUUCCUGGCGGCCAUGAUGUGUAUAAGCCUGGCUGCUUUUUGUACACUCAACAGACUUCCUCUGACAGUCGAGCUGUCCACAGAGAACCUUGUGCCAGAUGCCGCUGCAUCUGUCUGUUCUGACCUGGAUAACCCUGCAGCGGAGAUGGAUGGUGAUGGUGUGAAGUGUCCGGGUGAGGGAACCGACCGCAGCAGAGCCACACUUGCCAAAGCCAAACAUUCGCUGUACCAGUUGACCUUCAUCUACUUUAUGGUGGUCUGGGUUAACGCAGCGACCAACGGCCUGCUGCCCUCAGUGCAGACGUACUCCUGUAUGCCCUAUGGAAGCCUGGCCUACCACCUCUCUGCUGCACUGUCAUCUGUGGCCAACCCAGUGGCGUGUACCAUCACCAUGUUCUUCCCAAACAGGUCCCUGGUCUUUCUGGGCGUGCUGGGUUUCCUGGGGACUGGAUUCGGGAGCUAUAACAUGGCGAUGGCGGCUCUGAGUCCGUGUCCUCUGCUGCAGAACUCUGCCAUCGGGGAGGCUGUCAUUGUGCUCUCCUGGGUCGUCUUCAUGGGAACACUGACUUACGUGAAGGUGAUGGUGGGCAUCAUCCUGCGAGACCGGAGCCACAGUGCGCUGGUGUGGUGCGGGGCCGCAGCGCAGGCGGGGUCCCUGGUCGGGUCCGUCACCAUGUUCCCGCUGGUCAACGUCUACAAGCUGUUUAAGUCCGGAGACCUCUGCAACACGACGUGUCCCUCGUGAUGGUCGACGUGAGGAGGAAAAUGGCAUGACUUUGAUACACGGGGUAUGGAUGGAGAACGCCACGGAGACCACAGCACCCUCCAUAGGCGUUCUUCCCAUAAUCGGACUCUUCAUUUAAGUGGAACCCUUCUCUUGGUCCAGGGGGCCGCGACCCUCAGCCCUUUGUUAAACUAAUUGCCUCUGCUGUUGUUAUUUUGGUGGUUUGAUGCCAAUACAAACCAUAUCCGGUCUUUUCUGUAUUUGUGUGUGUGAUCAAACCUAAAUUUAAUAUGCCACAAUGGCAAUUUCUGUUUUACAUUUCAAAGUCACAAUGAUUAUACCAUUGUAAAUAAAAUAUGAUGCAUGAGAAUCUUGCUUGGUUACAAGGAUGUACCUCUGAUUAUAGUAUUUUGUAGGUAAAAUGAGCUUGAAACAUUUUUUUCCCCCAGUGUUUGUCCAUUUUGGAACAGUCUGUUGUUCUGACACUAGAUGGCACAAGUCUACUUAUGUAGAUGACAUUCUCCAUUCAACCACCAACCACAAAACGUUUCAUCGUUCAUUAAUCCUGUGUACCCACUGAAGAACUGGUGAUACAUUAACUUCUUUCCUAUAAAUAUAACUUGUAUCUAAUAACUGCACCAAAUUGUUUAAAAUAACUUGCACUAAUAAUUGUAUGGUAACGUGUUCUGUUGCUAAGAAGAGAAUCUUUGGUGUUUGUUUAUAUAAGGAGAUUUUACCACUGAUACGUGGACGGUGUACAUUUUUUCCCCCCCCUCAGGUACGAUUUAGAAAAACAACAUUAAAGGUUUGUGAUGGAAAUCAAAGUUCUGGGUGGUUUUCCAACUAUGGCUCG